Messenger RNA from Ordospora colligata OC4, 756 nucleotides. RefSeq lists its product as uncharacterized. The record is from RefSeq and is a predicted model, not a curated record. Gene Ontology annotation, molecular function: nucleic acid binding. Lineage: Eukaryota; Fungi; Microsporidia; Ordosporidae. Bases 1 to 756 code for a protein of 251 amino acids. The transcript has a single exon.
AUGCCCCUGAUGAGCAGCAAAACGGGUGAACAGGAGCAUUUGACGAAGACAAUCAUAGUUACAGGGUUUACGGAUGAGGCUCAACAUGAAGAGGUCAGAGACAGACUUGAAGAGAUGUUUGAUGUGAAGGAGUGCUAUACGAUCCAAAAUGAUUAUCGGGUGCUUUGUGUUCUGUUUUAUGAUGAGAGGAAGGCCAGAGAAGCGUUUGAGCAUGUGAAAGAACACGAAAGACUGUCAGCAAGCCAUAUCAUAAGCAAAUAUGAGAUUCCAAGGGAGAUAGACAAGUGUGACGAGUCUAAGAAUCAGAGCACGUUAGUUUUUACAUUUAAAAAUUCGAAUGCAUCUGUGGAUGACAAAGAGUUUUCUGAGCAGAUUGAGAAGUUUGGUGAAGUGAAGGAGAUCAGAUAUGUCAAGACUCACCAACGAUGUGUUGAAUUCUAUGACUCGAGGAGUGCUAGUGCAGCAUUUCACGGGAUGAACGAGCUGAGCUUUAUGGAUGGAGUUAUACAGGCAAAGUGGGUGUGGGACCUCUCGACAAAGACAAGAUGGGAGUUGAUUAGGCUAACAGAUAGUAUUUUGAAGGAGUGCAAACUAGAGAUGAAAGCACCACCAAAACGAGAUGUAGAAGAGAUACGGGACGAUGUAAAGAAGAGAAGAGUGCCCGAAGGGCGCCAAAGAAACAUCUUUCUUCAUAGAUUCGACAUGUUUCUACUAUCUCACAUUGACGAGAUUAAUGAGGAGUACAUUAAUAAUUAA